Messenger RNA from Bombyx mandarina (wild silkworm), 1508 nucleotides. RefSeq names its product facilitated trehalose transporter Tret1. The record is from RefSeq and is a predicted model, not a curated record. NCBI's taxonomy places the organism in Eukaryota, Metazoa, Arthropoda, Insecta, Lepidoptera, Bombycidae. Gene Ontology annotation, cellular component: membrane. Gene Ontology annotation, molecular function: transmembrane transporter activity. Gene Ontology annotation, biological process: transmembrane transport.
UCCUCGUGAGGUGGUCGCGGCGCGCACUCCUCCACAAGUCACACCAGUCAGCGGCAGACAGGCGCGACAUGACUCCAUUAUACAAGCAGUCAUGGGCAGUGUCUGCAGUGCUAUUGAAUAUGGUUGGUCACGGAAUGCUCCUGAGCUACACCACCAGCCUUCUUCCAGCUCUACAGGCACCUGACUCUCCUAUACCAAUUGACUUGCAAACUUCUUCGUGGCUAUCAUCUUCAAUCGGCAUAGCAGGGAUACCUGGGUUCUUCAUAUCGUCCGCACUGAUGGAAAGAUAUGGGCGAAGAAUAGCACACUUUAUCCUGAUGGUACCGGGGCUACUUGGAUGGUUGCUAAUAUAUGCCGGCAAUACCGUUCCAGUUUUGUUGAUGGGUAGACUUCUAGGAGGAAUGUCUGCCGGAGCCACCGUAUCCUUAGGAGCUAUCGUUAUUGGAGAAUACAGCAGCCCUAAAUACCGAGGAAUGUUUUUAACUUUGAAAACUGCUUCAGUCUGCUUAGGAGGGAUGUUUGUGCACAUUUUGGGCCAUUUUUAUGAUUGGAGAACCAUAGCGAUGCAGGCCAUGACCCCUUAUAUAAUCUCCUUGGCCAUUAUUUGGACGUGGCCAGAAAGUCCAGCAUGGUUAGCGUCGAAACAGAAUUAUGAAAAAUGUGAAAAAAACUUUUAUUAUCUAAGGGGAAACGCUGCAGAGGCCCAGAGAGAACUAGAAGACAUGCUACAGUCGCAAAUGAGUCGCGCAUCUCAAACUACUAAGCAGCUAAGUUUGAGACAAAAGUUGAUAGAGUUUUUCAAGAAAUUCACAAAAAAGAAUUUCUUAGGGCCGAUGUUUAUAUUACUGAGUAGCACUGUUUUAUUGGAAGCGAGUGGGCGGCAUAUAUUUCCCGCUUACGCUUUGCAGAUUAUUAGCGAAAUAACUGGAAGUAAAUCUCAAUCUUAUUACUACACGCUAUGUAUUGACGCCAUCAUAACGGUCAGUGCCGUGUGCUCAUCAAUCCUCGUUAAUGUGAUGAGGAGGCGCACGUUGCUGCUGUCCACCGGGCUGGCUGCCUGCUCAGUUUUGAUGGUCGUCUGUACAUAUUUGUUCUUAGUGGCACGAGGAUUCAUAUCUGAAGAUUACCACUUUAUUCCCAUCGGUUUAUUUGUGAUGUAUUUCAUCCUUGCCAAUUUAGGUUGCAGUCCGAUCCCUGUUGCGUUGUUGGGCGAGUUAUAUCCAUUGGAACACAGGGGUGUUGGGUCAGCUGUGACUGGGGUGUUUAUAUCUUUGGGCGUGAAUCUGGCAUUACUUUUGACACCGUAUUUGUUAGUGAGUAUCAAAGUGUACGGGACAUUUGCAGUGUUCGGCUUAGUCAUGGCCUUCAAUUUAACAAUUUUGUACUUCACGUUACCGGAGACCAAAGACAGGACGCUUCAAGAAAUAGAAGAUUACUUUGUCGACGGUCAGUUCAAGGAUAAUAGAAACAUUAAGGAAAGUCAAGUUACUGUUAAAAUGUUAAAAUAG